This is a messenger RNA of Colletotrichum truncatum, 480 nucleotides long. RefSeq lists its product as uncharacterized. NCBI's taxonomy places the organism in Eukaryota, Fungi, Ascomycota, Sordariomycetes, Glomerellales, Glomerellaceae. The record is from RefSeq and is a predicted model, not a curated record.
AUGAAGUUCACUGCCAUCAUCGCUUCGGCCGUCCUCCUCGCCAACCCUAUUCUUGCCGGCGUGGCUCCCGCUGAGGCCGCCGCAGUCUGCGGCAGCCUUGGUGUCAUGACCUACACCGACGCGGCGGUUGCUCUCAAGGGAGCGGACCCUGCCAUGGUCCGCGCCUGCAAGGAGCACCCUCUGGGCCCCAGUGUUCGACCGAGCGGUGCUGUUGUCAGCCCUGGCUCCUCCAACGCGAAGCGCAACCUUAUCGGACGCCAGGAGGAACCUGAUGCCUGCUUGAAGGACAACGAGCCCUCGUUUGGAUGCACGGACGGGUACUGCUGGAAGAGAUGCGGCGAGGGAGCCGGAAGAUGGUGCUGGACUGCUUGGAACGGUGGCUUUGGCUCCUGGAGAACUUGUGGUGCAAACCGUGACUGUGGCUCGGCUGCUGGCUCGGCUUGCGGUGAGGGCUGCUCCCGGUGUGGCUGCGGCUGCUAA